AUGACUACGGCCUGCGAAUCAUUCUUCACCCUCCCAGAACUGAUCGCUCUCAUCACUCCACCACACCUCUCCCGCCAGGACAUCGUCUACCUCAGCCUCGCGAACCGACUCUCCUGGCCUCACCCGAGGCUGCAGGCACUAUACAACAAUAUCGAUGCCGUCCGCGCUGUCUACUGGAAGGCCGAUUUUUCCUGGUCCUAUUUCCAAGCCGUCUUGGCCUACCUCAACACGACUCUGACAAGGUCGUCAGCAGGACCGGAUGCACUAAAGGAUACAGAGAAAGACGUCGUUUCGACGGACGCCCUCACACAUCCCGCCUAUAAAGGAAUGGAGAUCUCAGAGUCGCUGCCUGCCAUCUCCCUGCCCCCACUUCGUCGGCUGACCAUUUGCAAGGCAUUCAUCGGCACCGAUUCCUAUGGUAGCAGCAACGUCGACCUACCAUGGGGAUAUCUUUACGAGCCUCAACAUCAUCAAACGUUUUGGCUACUCUGCCUUAACAGUUCGACGCUUUUGCAUUUGGAUCUCUGGACAUUGGAUAUCAAUUCGUCGAUGGUAAUGCGGGACCUCUGUCGGACAAUCUCUGGACUGCAGCAUCUCAGGACCUUAAAACUGCAUGGUCUGGCGCCGAAUGAUAUCCCCUCUUGA
Molecule: messenger RNA, 645 nt
Organism: Linnemannia hyalina
Lineage: Eukaryota; Fungi; Mortierellomycota; Mortierellomycetes; Mortierellales; Mortierellaceae
Source: the annotation of a GenBank genome assembly